AGCCCGGAGCCGACAUAAGACGCCUGUGUGCGGGACCUGCGUGCUCACACCCCCCUGCUCAGACUCCCGCACACCCAGGACCCCCAGACCCGCACCUUGGAUUAACCUCCCCGGCUGAGACACAUCCACCAUUCCCCCUCCUCUCAGGACCGAGCAGCCCGGACCGCGGAUGCAGAGAGGAGGAGAAGAAGAAGAAGAAGAAGCGGCGGCGGCGAUGCGGCGGCUCCGCUGUUAAGUCGUCGGAACCUUCCUCCUCCUCCCUUCUUCUUCUUCCUCGCUUCUUCCUCGCGUCUUCCUGCCUCCUCUUCCUCGCUUGUUGUCGCCGGUUCCAGUCGGAGGAGGCCGCCGGGUGCAGCGGGCCCAGGAUGAAGCUCAAGCCGAACCAGACCAGGACGUACGACGGCGAGGGCUUCAAGAGGCGGGCGGCGUGUCUGUGCUUCAAGAAUGAGCGUGAGGAGGAGGUUCUGUUGGUCAGCAGCAGUCGACACCCGGAGCAGUGGAUCGUCCCCGGAGGAGGGAUGGAGCCAGAGGAGGAGCCGUGUGGUGCCGCUGUGCGAGAGGUGUUCGAGGAGGCUGGUGUGAAAGGAAAGCUCGGACGUCUGCUCGGUGUAUUCGAGCAAAACCAGGAUCGGAAACAUCGGACGUAUGUGUACGUGUUGACUGUGACAGAAACCCUGGAGGCCUGGGAGGACUCUGUCAACAUAGGCCGUAAGCGGGAGUGGUUCACCGUGGAGGAGGCCAUCAAAGUGCUGCAGAGCCACAAACCCGUCCACGCAGAAUACCUGCGGAGGCUCCAACUCAGCUGCUCCCCGACCAACGGGAACUCCAUCCUGCCCAGCCCGCAGCCCAACGACAACUUCCCCCAUUACAGCGCCACCGCCAACACGCCCUCGACAGGGAGCGUGCUGGGCUCCUCCUGCAGAUAGGACUGCACCUCCACCUCUUUUAUUUUUCGUUUUCCUGUCCAGCUUGGGCAGUUUACUGAAAGUCUGUACAGUCUUGCAUGAAUCUAAUGACUUUUCAGAGUCACGGCUCUCUUGUAUGUAUAAAUUCUAGUCUUAGCUGCAGGACAGACCAAAGCCAAUAGCCAGAGCUGUGUUAAAAGGCUCGUGUUAGAGACUCGUGUGACUGAGCAGAAGCAGGCGGAGGAGCCGGGACAGUAAAACAGUGGAAAUGGCAAAUGGAAGAAACCUUUGAUGAGCCGUCGCUGUGGAGGAAGCUGCAGACUCUGCUGGCAUGACUGAGCUGGUGAAGGAAUGCCUUACUGAAACUUUGUAUGAAUGUUGUUCUUAUUUCACUAACGCUCGUUUUUUAUUUUCUUUAGUAGAACGGAUUUGCUCUCUAGUGAAUGAAAAGGAGGGAGAUGAUCCCAGAGCAUGUCCAUGUGGGGAGGGGGGGAGACUGAAUAAUGUCUUCAUCAUCAACCAGUGAUGAUAACAACCAAAUAUCAGAUUUUACUACACAGAUAUAACUUUACAAAAAGCACCCUGAGCACUGAUGUGAUUAGAGAAUCUCCUCUUUUGAAUCUUUUAAGCCAAGUGGGAUAUUUUUUUCUCCAUUAGAUCAUUCAUUAAAUGCAUUUGUUGUUAAGUUACCUGGCCUUGAAAAUGAUUAAACCGUGUCCAAACAUUGCUUUUCAAAGCCCCAAGUGGUGGCGAUAACAUAGGAGUGAAAGUUCUCACAUGUAUCAGCAAAACGAACGUUCAUUGAUAAAAAAAGCUGUGUGUGAGUUUCUACCUCUGCAAACUGGACCCGGGUCGCGACGCUCGAUAGUUCGAUUUCCUCCGACACGACACUGCUGUGUUUGUAGUUCAACUUUACCCGAGGCCUCUGAAUCUCACGUCAGCUGACCUUGACUGAUCCAACAAACCCCGGUGUCUGCCUCAGGCCGCAUACCUUUACAUCGGCGUUUCCCACGUCGUCCAAGUGAAAGGAUUUAACGAUGCGGAGAACAUCUUUGCCUCGGCUGUUGCUGUCUGUGCUGCCUUGAUGACAAACGAGUUCCCUUCGACUGCGUUUGUACAAAAAGAGCAUUUCUUUUAAACCUUGAAUGCAAAAUAAUGCAGAUUCACUUUUGUGUCUUUCAAAAAAAAACAAUGUUUAUCAGUUUUAUUGUUUAUCACAGUGCUGGAAUGCAAUUUGGUCAGAGCGACCACCAGAUAACACGAUGUACAGUAUGAUUGUUUCUGUCUACGAUAAUUUAAGUCUACAGCUGCAGUUAAUUCAUCUUACAGUUUUUUUUUUUUAUUAAUCUAUUAGUCGGAAAAGGGUGAAGAAUGUUCAUCACCAUUUCUGCAUCCCAGUUCUCAGACCAUCACCUCAGUUUUUAUUGGUUCAUAAAUAAAAUGGUAAUGCAGCUUUCACUUAAAUCUUUUCUGUUUCUGUGUAAACAAACAGUUCCAUGAUGUCCACGUCCCGCAUAAAAGACCGCAUCAUGUUUCCUGCUGCCUCCUCACAGUCACAGAUCCUCCCUCUGAAAUAUUCUGCUGAAUGACGACUGACCACACAGAGAUUUGUAAAUAGCUUUGCAGAGAAACCUCGUGUUUUUAACCUGAAUGAAAAAUGUUCUCUUAACAUUUUCUAUAUUUUUUAAAACGAUGUACAAAUGAUGACGGGAAGACGUGCAGAAAAAGCUCACUGAUUAUUCACAGAACAAGGACGUUUGUAUCUGCAACAACGUGCCACAGGUGUAGGAUACGGAAAGUUGGUCACUUGGUGUUUUAUUGUGAAAUGGAGAUGUUGGAAUUGAUGCAUUGUUAAAACGUGAUUUGGUGUUUUUCAUGUGGUCGUCCGUAAUGAAUCAAGAGGUGAAUUCAGAAUGAACACAGCAGUAACUUUGGGUGAAAAUGUACACUUUAGGUGAGGAACUUGAUUUUUGUUAAAUAAGCAUCAGGAUCAUGAACUUUUUGCUUUGUUUUGGCCAAGCAAGUAAACAAAUCUGAGCAUUAAUGAGAAUGGAAAUAACUCUAAUAUUGUGAAGGUUUUGGUGAGAAAAUGAAAAAAACUUUUCACUUUUUCACAAAAGUUUCUCCAGACUCUUUGGUUGGAGCAGAAACCCGACACCUUCCGAGCUGCACCAACUUGUCUUGCGCUCUUUGCCCUCCACAGAAUUCACCGCUCUAUCAUCUUAUCCUUAGCUGGGAUUUGCCAAUUCAGUUAAAAUCAAUGUUAGGGUUUAUCAACGGUUAAAAAAAAACACCUUAAACCUCAAUGUGUGUGUGUGUGUGUGUGUGAUGUAUGAAUUGUGGAAAGAUGAAUGUGAAAUAUGAUGUGCCAAAUGAAAACAAUAUUAAUGGUCAGAUGGGGAAAGUUGCAUUUUUCAGACCUGUACAUCAACCCGUCUGUGAAAUAAGAUCUUCAACAUCAUUUGAGAUGAUAUGAUUGAAAUUAAAGUAUUAAGAGUAUUCUUUACCCCAUUCACAUUUUUCAUAUGAUUUAAAUCAACUUAAAUUGAAGUCACACCCUUUAAUCUUGAUGUUUUGCUGCUUUACAAAUAAGAAACACUUUCUUUCUCCUCUUGUUGAAAUGCUGUGUGACGCUGUGUUGAUCUCGUGAUGGGUUAAACAUGACAAUAUGGAGGAGAGUCCCUCAGUGUACAUGUGUUUGAAAACAGAAGUGGUUCAUGACACGACUGUUCUAUUGUGGAUUCAGACUCUUUGAAUGUUUGCCGAAACACGUUGUGAUGUCACGACAAUGUGAAUCAAAGUGAGUUACAGACACGUCACUGUUUGUUUUCGUGAAUAUUAUGCACCGAGACGAUUAAUGUGAAAAGUGAUUUCAGGAGCUGGACUGGAAAGAUUGUUUUUGAGAAAACAAAAUGCAUUAAAGGGAAAAAACAACGAA
Pleuronectes platessa (European plaice) is the source of this 3843-nucleotide messenger RNA. It is a transcript of the gene nudt4b, whose product is annotated as nudix (nucleoside diphosphate linked moiety X)-type motif 4b. Gene Ontology annotation, cellular component: nucleus; cytoplasm. Gene Ontology annotation, molecular function: bis(5'-adenosyl)-hexaphosphatase activity; bis(5'-adenosyl)-pentaphosphatase activity; diphosphoinositol-polyphosphate diphosphatase activity. The record is from RefSeq and is a predicted model, not a curated record. The coding region runs from base 366 to 926 and encodes 186 amino acids. NCBI's taxonomy places the organism in Eukaryota, Metazoa, Chordata, Actinopteri, Pleuronectiformes, Pleuronectidae. Gene Ontology annotation, biological process: diadenosine hexaphosphate catabolic process; diphosphoinositol polyphosphate metabolic process; diadenosine pentaphosphate catabolic process. The transcript has 5 exons.